Molecule: messenger RNA, 249 nt
Organism: Trichoplax adhaerens
Lineage: Eukaryota; Metazoa; Placozoa; Uniplacotomia; Trichoplacea; Trichoplacidae
Exons: 2
Coding region: 1-249 (82 amino acids)
Biological process (GO): copper ion transport
Cellular component (GO): cytosol
Molecular function (GO): copper chaperone activity; metal ion binding
Source: RefSeq, a predicted model, not a curated record
AUGAAAAUAAUAGACAAAUCUUUUAAUUUUUCUAAGGUUUAUGAAUUCAACGUAGAAAUGGCUUGUGAUGGUUGUUCGGGUGCAGUUAAACGUGUCUUGGGAAGAUUAUCAGGUACUCAGGUCUCUUCUAUCGAUAUUGACAUGGAAAAGCAAAAAGUUUACGUAACAACUACCUUACCUUCAGAAAAUAUUUUGGCCAAAAUAAUAAAGACUGGAAAAGCUUGUUCUUUCGUUGGAGAAAGAAGUUAA